AUUACGUUUACUAACUAUUGGUAAUUUGCGAGGCCCUUUGAGCUCUCCUCUGUGUCUACACCUCUCACUCGGGCUCUCUACACUUGUUCGCGCGUGCAAACCCGCAAAACCCUCUAUAACUAGUGCGCGCACCAAUUUCAUUAUUUCAAUCUCUUUCUCUCUCUCUCUAUAUCGCGAAUGGACUGGUUUCUCUCACUACUACUCCGAAUCACUAUCAUCCCCUAUAAUUCAGGGGUUUUCUGCAAAUUCUAAGGUCUUUCAGCUUAUCCACUGUUUCUUUCCCAAAAUUACGUUAGAGCUUAUGUGCUUGUUGAUCGUGGAUGAUCAAAGAUGAGGGAAAUAGUGACUAUCCAAGUUGGUGGGAUUUCAAACUAUAUUGGCUCUCACUUCUGGAAUUUUCAAUCUUACUCUUUGAAGGAUGAGUUGCUUGGAUUGGCGGAGGAAAACAAUGGAGAUCCUGUAUACAAGAACACAGACAUGGACAUGGAUGUCUUUUAUCGUGCGGGUGAAACCCAUCAGGGCAUUCCUACAUACACCCCUCGUUUGCUCUCUAUCGAUAUGCAAGGAGCCCUUGGUUCACUACGUGCUUCGGGUUCAUUAUAUGAAGGGGUGCCAUCGCUUGAUGCUUCUUCUGUUGUUACUUGGAAAGGGAAAAGUACCAAACAUGUUUCUGAACCUCAUAAAAAGAAUCUGUUUUUACAAAGUUUGGAGGAUGAGGAUGAGAGCUUGAGUUAUUGCAACGAACUGGCUGGUGGGAUUGAAGACAAUCAGACCCAAGAAGACAAGGAUAAACAGUGUGUUGAUUGUCUGGAAAAUGGGGUUGAGUUCUGGACUGAUUAUUCAAAAGUGCAUUUCCAUCCUCAGAGUUUGUUUGAACUGAAUGGGUUAUGGAGGGGACCGCAUGAGUUUAACAAUUAUGGAACAGGGAGAGAGGUCUUUUCGGAAUGCUUGCAGGGGGAAGAGAUUAGUACGAGGUUGCGGUUCUUUGUUGAAGAAUGCGACCAUAUGCAGGGUUUCCAGUUCAUUGUUGAUGACUCCGGUGGAUUCUCAAGUGUAGCUGCUGAGUUCUUAGAACAAAUAUCAGAUGAAUACAGAAAUAUACCGAUUUUGCUUUAUGCCGCAAGAGGCCCUGACAGUUACACCAAUAUUCCAAGCUGGAAAGCUUCUAUGUCGAAGAAUCUCCAUGAUGCUAUCUCUUUCUCUAGGCUAUCUUCCUUCUGUAACUUGAUGGUGCCACUUGGAUUACCUUCCCUGAGUCAAAGCGAUGCUUCCAGGUUUCUCUGUGUUGAUGAUGCGAAACCUUUCCACACUAGUGCAGUCUAUGCGGCUGCCCUACAUUCCAUAUCUCUUCCAUUCAGAAUGAUGUUGCCAGGACCCUCUGCCAACUCUGAACUCAUUGCUGGUGCUCUUGAUAUUGGUACUAUGACCCAAAUGUUAUCAGGUCAAGCCUGGCAAAACAUGGUGACCAUUCUUGAUAUGGCGAUGCCCUCUCCUCUGAUUGGAGAACGAAAUGAGGUAGGUCUCCAUCGGAGUUUGCGUUCUUUAACGCCUAACAUUGCAGAGGGCAGUGAAGACAGGCGAGGGGUAGAAACAAUGGUCAUUCACGGAGCCCUUUUAUCAGGUGGAAGCCGAGCUUCAAUCCACCAAGUCAAAAACUCCAUAGAAUAUGGCUACCAAAAUCAAGCAAUUAGACCAUUAUUUUCUCAUCUUUCCACAUCGCUCUGUCCUCUCCCAAUACCACUCCCCUUCCCUUCCAUCUUUGGGAACCGCAUCGGUGGUUACGGUGAAAUACUAGAAGAACCAAUAUUUGGGGUUCGAGCAAGAGGCUCCCUUGGAGUUUCAUCAAUCCCAAUGGCUACAAGGCUACGUUCAAGCAAGGCAAUCUUACCCUUCAUAGAGAAGAGGCUGGCAGAUAUUCGAAAGCUUGGAACUGCAAGGGGUUCCUAUGGUGUCGAGCUUCUUCAAAGUUGGGGGUUUCAGAAAGAUGAAGUUGACGACAUGGCAGAGGGGCUUGCGAAGAUGGCACAUGCUUUGAAGGACCAACCUGAAAUCUCCUCGGAUUCAGACUAGGCAGUUGUUUUGUAAUGUUUACGUGAGCAAAUUUUGCAAGAUACUCUUUGAAGAAAAGGCAGUUUAGUUAA
Messenger RNA from Amborella trichopoda, 2141 nucleotides. NCBI's taxonomy places the organism in Eukaryota, Viridiplantae, Streptophyta, Magnoliopsida, Amborellales, Amborellaceae. The record is from RefSeq and is a predicted model, not a curated record.